This is a messenger RNA of Galendromus occidentalis (western predatory mite), 495 nucleotides long. RefSeq lists its product as uncharacterized. The record is from RefSeq and is a predicted model, not a curated record. The transcript has a single exon. The coding region runs from base 1 to 495 and encodes 164 amino acids. NCBI's taxonomy places the organism in Eukaryota, Metazoa, Arthropoda, Arachnida, Mesostigmata, Phytoseiidae.
AUGGAAGCUGAAGUUGAAGGAUGGCUGCUCGCAAAAAGAGCGAAAAACAGAGCCGUGAUGAUCAGAGACAUUCAGGGGAAGGCUCUCAGAGUUGUGCGUGAAUUCGGCGACAUGAGCUCUAAGGCUUCCAAUGAAUGGGCCCGUAGGUUCUUGAAACGCAACGAAUUUAUUAGCGUGAGGAGGCCAACGAGUGUGGGCCAACCAGUUGCCGAGGAACACCUCGGAAAGAUCGAGUCGCAUCGGAGAUUCUACUCCGAAACGAGCGAUAUCGAUCUGUCGAACAUCGGUAAUUUCGUAGAGGUACCUGUACUUUCCGAUAUAGUCUACGGACGAAGUGUCGCACCGAAAGGCUCAGACAGUGCGGAAAUAGACACUACCGGUAAUGUCAAAAACACCAUCUCUAUAGUUUUGUGCGUCACGGCCGUCGGCGAUGAACUGCCUUCAAUGCCCAUGUUCAAAAAGAAGCUGAUCCCCGGAGAAGAUAUUUCACUUUGA